This is a messenger RNA of Drosophila innubila, 658 nucleotides long. RefSeq names its product dnaJ protein homolog 1. NCBI's taxonomy places the organism in Eukaryota, Metazoa, Arthropoda, Insecta, Diptera, Drosophilidae. The record is from RefSeq and is a predicted model, not a curated record. Gene Ontology annotation, cellular component: endoplasmic reticulum. Gene Ontology annotation, molecular function: protein-folding chaperone binding; misfolded protein binding. The transcript has a single exon. Bases 202 to 585 code for a protein of 127 amino acids.
UAGAUUUAAUAAAUUGAUUAUAAAAACAUCUGAUUUGGAGAAAUUCAUAAGCUAUGCUUAAACUCGAAUCGAAUUAAUUGUGCAAUAAAUAAGUAGUACCUAGUUACCUGACUGGUAUAUCGAAUAUAAAUCCACACAUUGCAAUAUAAUAAUAGUCCAGCAUUUCAAUCGAUUCAAUUGAUACCCCGUGAAUUUUUAACAAUGGGCAAGAACUAUUAUCAGAUCCUUGGCCUAAGCAGGACAGCAAAUGAUGAGGAAAUCAAAAAAGCCUAUAAGCGAAUGGCCCUCAAGUACCAUCCAGACAAGAACGACCAUCCCCAAGCAGCGGAGCAUUUCCAGGAGAUAGUCGCUGCCUUCGAGAUACUAUCGAACAAGGAGAAACGCGAGAUUUACGACAACUACGGUGAGGAGGGUCUCAAGUACGGAAGCGAGCAGACGAGUUACUCGCAAGCCUCGUCCGAUAUGAUGCCGUUUAUGGUGGCCGUUGGUGGAACCGUUUUAUUCGCAUUUGCUGCAUUCAAGACGUUCCAAUUCUUUACCAAGAAAAAGGAUGCGGAACUCGAAGAUGAUUCGUCUUCAGAUUAAUUAUAAUCAAUUUUUAUCGAAUUUUGACGCUUUUAAUGUUGUAAGUUAAUAAAUUGUUAAAUUUAAAAAAGAA